Messenger RNA from Coccomyxa subellipsoidea C-169, 459 nucleotides. RefSeq lists its product as hypothetical. The transcript is spliced from 3 exons. The record is from RefSeq and is a predicted model, not a curated record. The coding region runs from base 1 to 459 and encodes 152 amino acids. NCBI's taxonomy places the organism in Eukaryota, Viridiplantae, Chlorophyta, Trebouxiophyceae, Coccomyxaceae.
AUGGUGGCCGGCCCUGUGAAAGCCAAGGCCUUCAUUGCAGGUGGUGCCCACGUACUCAGCGGCCUGCAAGAUCAGCUGCGAGAGGAUCCCUUGACAUCUCUGACCGCCCCAAUUCUGUUUGUGCGCGGCACCAAUGAUAACUUCUGCAAUACCAAAGAGUUUGAGAGCGUGAAGGCGCGCAUGACAUCCUCAGAUGUACAGGUGCAUACUGUUGAAACUGGUGAUCACUCGCUGAAGGCACGCGGAGGGAAGCAGGCAGCGGCCGCAGCAGUGGAUGCAGCAAUACAGGCAGCUGUGGCUUUUGCUCAGACGCUGGCAGAUGCAGAUGCAGAUCAGCAGGCAGAAGGGCCCUCAGUGCAAGAAGCAAAGAAGAGAAAGGACGUGGGUGAGAAGACAGACGAGACGGACACUGUCACUCACACACGAAAGCGGCAGAGGAAGACCAGGCCCCGGCACUAG